CACGCCCCUUGUGGCCAAAAAGAGGAGGGCUCGGCUGGUGAGGGGUACCGUGUUGCCUCAUUCUCCGCGGAAACAUACCUCCGCCACCGAAUCCUCGCCUCUUUCCAAGACCCUCUCCUGCCACCUAGGUGAACGCAGGGAGGCGAAGCCGGGCGUGUGGGGCGCCAUGAAGGGCCGCCUCCUCACGGGGACGGAGGCUGAGGGGCUGGCCGGCUGAGGGUCCGUGCUGGGCCGAGGCAUGUGGAGCCCCGGAGGGAGCCUUCUCCAGACGCUGCCCCGGCUCCUACAGCACGCCACUCUUCCGGGCCACGCCGAACUGCCGCCCCGCUGGGCCCUGCAGCUGGCGGCGAGCAGGGACAACUCAGCUGACAGCCUCCCCCGUGGAGGCGGGGCGAGUGCGGCGGCGGCGGCAGUAGCGGCGGCGGCGGCCUCCGGGGCCCUGCUCGGCGCCUGUCUGGAGCGCCACGGUCAGCCUGCGGCUUCGGAGCUGCCGGCGCCGGGCGGGGCCUUGGCUGGCAGCCCCGGGAGUGGCAGCGGGGGCGGCGUGGUGGUCGGCGUGGCUGAGGUGAGAAACUGGCGCUGCUGCUGCCUCGGCAGCACCUGUUGGUGCCGGAGCCUGGUGCUGGUCUGCGUGCUGGCCGCGCUGUGCUUCGCUUCCCUGGCCCUGGUCCGCCGCUACCUGCAGCACCUUCUGCUCUGGGUAGAGACCCUCGAUUCGCUGCUUGGAGUCCUUCUCUUCGUCGUGGGUUUCAUCGUGGUCUCGUUCCCCUGCGGCUGGGGCUACAUCGUGCUCAACGUGGCCGCGGGCUACCUGUACGGCUUCGUGCUGGGCAUGGGACUGAUGGUGGUGGGCGUCCUCAUCGGCACCUUUAUCGCCCAUGUGGUCUGCAAGAGGCUGCUCACCGCCUGGGUGGCCGCUAGAAUCCAGAGCAGCGAGAAGUUGAGUGCAGUUAUUCGCGUCGUGGAGGGAGGAAGCGGGCUGAAAGUGGUGGCACUGGCCAGACUGACUCCCAUACCUUUUGGGCUUCAGAAUGCAGUGUUCUCGAUUACUGAUCUCUCCUUACCCAACUAUCUGAUGGCAUCUUCAGUUGGACUGCUUCCUACCCAGCUCCUGAAUUCUUAUUUGGGUACCACCCUGCGGACCAUGGAAGAUGUCAUUGCAGAACAGAGUGUUAGUGGAUAUUUUGUUUUUUGUUUACAGAUUAUUAUAAGUAUAGGCCUCAUGUUUUAUGUAGUUCAUCGAGCUCAAGUGGAAUUGAAUGCAGCUAUUGUUGCUUGUGAGAUGGAACUGAAAACCUCUCUGGUUAAAGGCAAUCAACCAGAUAUCAGUGGCUCUUCACUCUACAACAAGAGGACCCUAACAUUUUCUGGAGGUGGAAUCAAUAUUGUAUGAUUCUAAUAAAUUUAUGAUUGUCAAGAGCCUAAUGUGCUGUCCAAGUUCUAGUGGUCCCCUCACUAAUGGGCAGACACAGGUUCUAAUUGUAUUAUAGCACACACACAAAAAAACUGACUAGUUUUUAAAUUGCACAUUUUUUUUAAAGCAAAAAUAAUUUUCUGAAUAUUAAAUGUAAAUAUAGUUGCAAUUUUGGCUGCACCUUUUUAUCAUUCAUUAUGCCCAUAACGGCCUAUAGAUCUGCACUUUUGUUAAUUUUUCCCAUUGUUUUCUUUCUGGGUACUUAUGAACAGAGAAACAAUAAUCCAAAUAUUUUUCUGCUUAGUGUCUUUAUUUAUAAAGCCCAUGAAUAGUUGUAUGCAUCUUUCCUAUUUAUAAAGAUGAGUAAUAGUAUGCAAUUUUAAAUGUAUAAUAUUAUCAGAUAUUCUUUGCUUCGUUAGUCUUUCCAGAAAGGAUGUAUAGUGUUUUUUGCUUUUUUUCAAUUAUUUUAGGUGGGACCACUUUGUUUCCCUUUUCCUUAAUAGUUUAGAAAAUAGACAUGAACUUUUGUUGAAAUGUAUUUUUUGCAAGGACCAUAUUGUUGCAGGGCCAUUUACACCUAUACACACAGCUUAAAUCCUACAUUGUGGGACUGAAGUGCUCUUAAGAUAACUUUUUUAGUUUCACUGUGUAAUAUGCAAAGCAAAAGGGAAAUUAUUUAAUAGGUGGUGGCUCAAAUUAGAACUUAUGUUCUAAUUUUAUUACAUUGGCUUUACCCUCCUUAGGUCUCUCAUCAAAGGGCUGUCCUAUUGCAGUCUUACUAAAAAUUUUACUAAAUUAAACUUCUUUUUUUAAUGUUCAUAAUUAGGCUUUGAAAUAAAGAUAUUAUCCUUUAAAGUGGUGGACUUACCAUCAUUGAAGAUGUCACUUGGGUGGCCUUGUUUAAUCAAAAUGCCUUUUUAAAAAAUCAAGCUUUAAAAUCAUGUUUUUAAUUACCUUGAAGUACAUAUAUAUUUGUGUCAUAGUCUUCAGCUUUAAAACUGUAAGUAUAAUGUUAAUGCCCAAAUUUGUAUUAUUUGCCCUACUAUAGAAUAGGUUUAUUUUGGUUUUUUGAUACUUGUUUUUCUCUGAUAAGACUCAGGAAUUCUGAAAUGUGAAACUAAGUCCUCAAUUCUUUAUUCUGUAGCAUGAAUUGAGUAUAUUUAUUAAUAGCACUUAUGUAUAUAAAAGAUAAUUAGGUAUAUGAUUCAUAUGGCAUAUUAUUGUUCAUUUAUCACCUUAUAUUUUUAAAUAGUUUCAUUGUGAUCUUAAUGAUUAGUUUUUUUAUAACAGAGAUUAUAGAUAUGAAUGCAGAUU
Molecule: messenger RNA, 2728 nt
Organism: Phacochoerus africanus (Common warthog)
Lineage: Eukaryota; Metazoa; Chordata; Mammalia; Artiodactyla; Suidae
Gene: TMEM64
Product: transmembrane protein 64
Exons: 3
Coding region: 239-1393 (384 amino acids)
Source: RefSeq, a predicted model, not a curated record